AUGGCACCUCGCGAAUACCCACCAGCCGUCAUGAUGACAAAGCAGACACCAGAAGAACAAGCAAACAUCGACCUAUGUAAAGAAUACAUGGCAAUCGCCUAUUCCCCAACUGAAAACACAGGAGCCGACUCAGUAAAGCACCUCUGCCACCCCGACUCCUGGUUCUGGGCACCAGCAACCUUUCCAGGAGCCGAAACACCUCAGGACUACGCUCAAUCCCACAGCGUCGUCAUGCAAUCCGUGUCAGAUCUGCACAUCAUCCGCUUCGAUCAGGCAUGGGCCAAGGAUACUCACGUCCUGCUUCGAUACACAGCUGAAGGCAGCCAUUGCGGAAAGCCGUAUAAAGGUAUCGAGAAAACUGGCCGACACGCGACUUGGGCUGCUGCUGCGAUAUUUGAGGUUAAAGAUGGUAAGAUCUAUAGCUUCACCAAGGACUGGGAUCAGAAGACUAUGCAGAUCCAGCUAGGUUGGGCGCCUGUGAACGAUAGUGAUGAUCCGAGGUGGAAUGCUGAGGCGUUGGGGGACUUUGAGGGAUCGAGAAGGAAAAAGGAAUAA
Molecule: messenger RNA, 555 nt
Organism: Lithohypha guttulata
Lineage: Eukaryota; Fungi; Ascomycota; Eurotiomycetes; Chaetothyriales; Trichomeriaceae
Exons: 1
Coding region: 1-555 (184 amino acids)
Biological process (GO): polyketide metabolic process
Source: RefSeq, a predicted model, not a curated record